Molecule: messenger RNA, 273 nt
Organism: Neurospora tetrasperma FGSC 2508
Lineage: Eukaryota; Fungi; Ascomycota; Sordariomycetes; Sordariales; Sordariaceae
Exons: 1
Source: RefSeq, a predicted model, not a curated record
CAUGAAAGAAAAUGACUACCGGCUUUCUCUCUAUACAUAUAUAGUGAUAUUUCGCAAAGAGGCAUACAUUGUUUAUCAUUGUCAUUCUCUCAACCUCUCGGAUUUGACCUGUUUCUUCAUCAUCCUCAUGAAACCCAACCUGUUGACCAUCAUUAUCAUCAUCAUCAUGAAAAGGAAAGAAUAGGUAGAAAAAAAGUGGAAAGAGAACGAAAACAUGACGUUGUAUCUGCCGCCCAGCAGGUGUAAGAAAGUUGGAGAAAGAGGCACAGAGAG